This is a messenger RNA of Aspergillus thermomutatus, 891 nucleotides long. RefSeq lists its product as uncharacterized. Bases 1 to 891 code for a protein of 296 amino acids. Lineage: Eukaryota; Fungi; Ascomycota; Eurotiomycetes; Eurotiales; Aspergillaceae. Gene Ontology annotation, molecular function: oxidoreductase activity; zinc ion binding. The record is from RefSeq and is a predicted model, not a curated record. The transcript has 3 exons.
AUGCCAACCAUGUCUCUCCCACAAACCUACAAACGGGAAGUCUUCAAAGAGCUGGGUCAUCCGUUGACAGUGGAGGAUGCGCCGCUGAAGCCACCUGCGACCAAAGAGCUGCUGAUUAAGGUCGAAGCUUGUGGGGUGUGCUACUCGGACAUGUACUCCCAAUACAACGGCCUCGGCGGCGGCUUUCCCAUUGCACCAGGCCAUGAGAUCAUUGGCAAGGUCGCCGCGGUUGGCAGUGACGUCCGUGAUUGGAACGUUGGGGACCGUAUUGGGGCGGGUUGGCACGGCGGUCAUGACGGGACUUGCAAGGCUUGCAAAAGGCUGGUUCCAGAUGUGCGACAGUACUGUGGUCAAUGGCGCGACAAAGGAAGGUGGAUCAAAACAGUUGCCGUUCAGGGCUUGGGAGGCCUCGGCCAUUUAGCCAUUCAGUAUGCGAAGCACAUGGGAUACCGUGUCGUCGCCAUAUCCCGCGGUACCGACAAGGAGGUGGCGGCGCGUGAGCUCGGAGCUGACGACUUUAUUGACUCUAAUAGAGGCGACGCUGGCGAGCAGCUCGCAGCAGUUGGUGGUGCUGCCCUGGCUAUUACCACUGCCUCCACUGGAGAAGCCAUCACUCCCUUGCUGAAAGGCUUAGGCAUUCUGGGAAAGCUACUCAUUCUCAGCUUUCCUAGCAAUCUUGCCUUAAAUCCCACAGACUUGCUCAAGUAUGGCCUUUCAGUCCAGUUCUGGCCCAGUGGCCAUCCUGGUGACGCCGAGGAGGCUAUUCGAUUCGCCGAGAACAAUAACAUCAAGAGUGUCAUCGAGAAGUUUCCUCUCUCGCAGGCGCAGCAAGCAUUCGAUUCUAUACUCAGUGGAAAGGUUCGCUUUCGGGCUGUCAUCACCAUGGACUAA